This is a messenger RNA of Aedes aegypti (yellow fever mosquito), 1951 nucleotides long. RefSeq lists its product as uncharacterized. The record is from RefSeq and is a predicted model, not a curated record. NCBI's taxonomy places the organism in Eukaryota, Metazoa, Arthropoda, Insecta, Diptera, Culicidae. Gene Ontology annotation, molecular function: protein binding. The transcript has 2 exons. Bases 243 to 1841 code for a protein of 532 amino acids.
UCUCAUGCAUCGGCCGAUCCUUUGCUCGAUUGUUUGUUUAUUUCCAUCCACAAACAAGUCAAUUUUUGCAUCAAUCUGGUUUAUUGCCAUCAAAUCGAAACUAAAUAAUUGGGCAUUCCCUAGUUUUUAAUUAGAAAAUGUAGAACAAUCUAAGGUGGCACUUCAUGGUUUCAAAACCAACAUCGCGAAAUCUAGGCGUAUUUCACAUUCUCUGUAGCAUGUUGAACCGUAUUUCCUAGGCCAUGUCCAGCUUCGAGUUCCUCCCUUUUGAGAUUUGUUGUAUGAUAUUCGACUACCUGAGCGUAUCAGAUCUGAAAAAUGCUUCCCUCACCUGUCGACGCUGGUGUCACAUCAUCUUUUCCGAUUACUACAUCCGGCGGUUCAUGUUGCGAAUCAAUCUGCACCGAUCCGAUCAAACACGGAUGGUCAAGUCGAUGGGCUCUCCGCUAUUAUCGGAAAGAUCUCGGGUCAGCGUUCCUAGUUCAUUUCCCUGUUCGCUGUAUCAGCGCUGUCGAACUGGGAAAGGAAAAUCCAAGUGUGAACUUCGCCAUAUGUCGAUGGUCCUUAGGCGAUCCUGUCGUCACUACAAUAACAUUACUUUUGUCUGCGACAACCGCAGCGAGUUCACCGACAACGUGUUCAAUGUUAUCCUGAAUUUGCUCAGACCCAGCGGAUUAGAGCGCGUUGAAAUACUGAAAAUCAUUCUUUCGUCAAAUUUGAACGUUCUCGUUACGAUACUCAACAGUGCAAUUAGAAACAUGGCACGCUUACGUAGUUUCCACUUGAUCUACGAUCCUCAACGGAGACUACAGUGCGGAGAUCAGGUACGACCCUGUGUAGUGAUCGAAAGUCAAACUAUUACUCACAUAGAACUGAAAUCUGUGAUUCCGGAGCAGAUGCGUCUACCGAAAUUGAACUCUCUGGACGUUAGUCUACAACCAGGAAUCGCCGGAAUCAUCGAAAGCGUAGCACGCAAUCUCACAACGCUACAGCUUCAACUCGACUGCACUUCGGCGAACUGCGGUGAAGAGGAAAUUUACGCCCUGAGCCUGAAUCAACUGAAAACCCUUAAACUUAGUCGCGGUAUUAUGAAUGAGUUCAGCUUUCCUAUCCCUGUUAGCUCCAAUCGGCCCGGUCUGAAGCUCCGCUUCUUUCGGCAUCUGGACAAGUUGGAAAAACUUAUACUGGAGGAAAAAUACACCGCAGAGAACAUAUUCCUGGCAAUCUGUGAAACUUCGCGCAAUCUAGUUGAGCUCAAAAUAGAUCACCUUAAGGUUGUAAACUGCACCGUACUCGAUAAGCUAUCCCUCUUACAGAACCUGAAAAUUCUCUCACUUCCAAAUAUCUACUCUUCGCACGAAAUCUCUUUCCACUACGUCUACCUUCCGAAGCUGGAGAGUCUCCAUCUGGAGGUUUUCAAGGACUCGUCCUACUCGUUUAGCAAGUUUGUAAAUCUGAAACGCCUUACAGUUGGAUCGUACUCGUCGCAAGCUCCAGAGGUGAUCGACAUCAUCUCAAUGCACAUUCAGCGGCUGCACGAGCUACGGUUGUACUUCUUGGACUACGCCGGAGUGCCAUCGAGAACAUUCCGCAAGCUGACCUAUUUAGGCCAACUGAGGAAACUGGAGCUCAUCAAGGGUCACCUAAGGCGAGACGUAUUCGGGCGGUGUCCACCGGGGCUGAGUGCCCUCGAGACGAUCGUGUUCAGCUUCUGCCAGCUGGACACGGAACAUUUUGACGGACUGAGGGAAAAGUUUCCGAAACUGAAGGACGUUCGGUUUGUGGACUGUCUGGUACGGGGACAGCUUCCGUACUCGGAGGUGAGGCUGAGCUACCGCUGAAGUAAGCGAUGGUAUAGGCUAUCAAAGGCGAUGUGACUUCAAAGGGUUGGGAUGGGAAGGAUUUUAAAUAUUUUAUCGUUAAUAAAGAUAUUGUUGAUGCAAUUCGUUCA